GAGAUGUCGAGGUGCUUUUAGCUUGUUUUAUUGAUGAUAAUGUUAAGUAUAUGGUGGUUAUAUUUACAAUUUUACCCCCAAAAAAAAUUUGAAAAAUGACAAAAAAAAGGUAAAUUUGAAAAGAAUAAUAUUUUUUUAAAGUAAUUUGGCUAAUUCAAAAAAAAAAAAGUUAUUGAAUUACACUGUGUGAAAUGUUUGUUUGACCAGUAAAUUUGGGUAAGAAGCCUAUACAAGUAGUCAAGUACCGUAUCAAUCGGUUUAGUCUUCAUCGCCACGUAGACAACAGCCAUGCUCCACCAACCAAAACUCGACACAUCAUCAACAUUUCCACGUGUAGAAAACUGAUUUGCUCAGGCUACUCCUCCAACGUGGCAGCAGGAAGCUAAAACGCCUCUUUGCAUCCAAAGCCCACAAAACGAUCAUCGACAUCGUCGGAAAUCAGAAAAAAUAUAAAUCGGAACAAUCGUCGGAGCUCCACCGGGCAUCCGUAAAGAGCUUCAUCGUGGCUCCUUCCGGCCAAAAUCAACAGCAUAAUACACUUACUAGAAGGAAAUCAGCACCGCCGUCGACGUUGAAUCAAGCUGCGGCAUCGGGGUCGAAGCGAAUAGUACUUAAAGAAUCUUCAUCUGAAUCGGAACUUGAUCUUCCAUUUUGGCAAAGAACCUGGUUCAUAUUGCUAUUACUUCUCAUGGCAAUUUCAUUCUUCGGUCUCGCUCUCUUCCUUUUUCUCACGCUUGAUUCUGAUUAUGUAUCUACGCCUGUUUCCGCUGCUUCCGAAGGUGUCCAGAUUACAUAUGGAUCCACGAUUAAGUUGAUGCAUGAGAAGACAAAGUUUAGGUUGCAUUCCCAUGAUGUGCCAUAUGGUUCUGGCAGUGGACAGCAAUCAGUCACUGGAUUUCCCGGCGUAGAUGAUGCUAACAGUUACUGGGUUGUUAGGAGUACCGACUCGUCCAAGCAAGGUGAUCCUAUUAAGAGUGGAAGUAUCAUCAGGCUGCAACAUAUGAAGACCAGAAGAUGGUUGCAUAGCCAUUUGCAUGCAUCUCCCAUAUCAGGGAAUAUGGAGGUCAGCUGCUUCGGUGAUGACAAUGAAUCUGAUACUGGGGACUAUUGGAGACUCGAAAUUGAGGGCAGUGGGAAAACUUGGAGGCAAGACCAAAGAAUCAGGUUUCAGCAUGUGGACACUGGAGGUUAUCUCCACAGUCAUGACAAGAAAUACACCCGAAUUGCUGGAGGUCAGCAAGAGGUUUGCGGUGUUAGAGAAAAACGUGCAGAUAAUGUUUGGUUGGCAGCAGAGGGUGUCUACUUCCCAGUUACUGAAAGCAAGUAAAGAUCUUUGAAUGGCAUGAGUUCUCUGGAUCACAUACAAUUUUCUUUUGCUUUUUGCCUCAUAUUGGAGGUGGCUCUGAGUACAUCUUUCUUCGUGGUCAUCGUCAUUCAAUAGAAGUAUUUCCUAACGGCUUGUUAGCUGAAUUUUCUCUGUAGAAACAGACUAAUUAAUAGUGUACCCAGACUUUACUAGUAUUUUCCGCUGUUGAAAGCAUUUUCUCUGUUGCAAAUGGUAACAAUUAAGUGAUAAUUCUUUCCUGCUCUC
Molecule: messenger RNA, 1591 nt
Organism: Capsicum annuum
Lineage: Eukaryota; Viridiplantae; Streptophyta; Magnoliopsida; Solanales; Solanaceae
Product: stromal cell-derived factor 2-like protein
Exons: 6
Coding region: 689-1327 (212 amino acids)
Source: RefSeq, a predicted model, not a curated record